AUGUUUCUUACUGUAUCUGAUCAAUCAAGUACGGCUCUUCAUAUUCUUUUACAUGCAAAUCUACCUUAUACAAUCUUUUGGUUUAUUAUGGAAAUUCUUCUUUUUACUUUUAAAAAUUUCCAUUUAACAUAUGCUUCUAAUGCAUUCGGUAUUGAAAUUUCUUUGGUAUUUAUGGUUUGUUUCAAUGAUUUAUUUCGUCAAUUUUUUUGUAUUAAAGGCAAUUUAAUGUUAAAUAAUGCCCUUCUAAUUAUUUCUAUUUUCUAUGGAUUAUGUUGUGCAAUUGGUUUUGUUUUCUUUCUUAUAUUGCAAUCAUACGCUCAACGUCUAGAAAUGCUUCUUGCAGGAAUCAGUUUAACAUUAAUCUUAAUUGAAAUUUUACUCAGUAUUAUCACACUUAUUCGUAAUAGUCGAGCAAUGCCUGUAUUAACCAAAGAUCAAAAGAUUGCACGAUUAAAUCUAGCACAAAAACGAUUUCAAACAUCAGUUAAAACUGAAUAG
Messenger RNA from Adineta steineri, 498 nucleotides. The record is from the annotation of a GenBank genome assembly. NCBI's taxonomy places the organism in Eukaryota, Metazoa, Rotifera, Eurotatoria, Adinetida, Adinetidae.